Molecule: messenger RNA, 744 nt
Organism: Paramacrobiotus metropolitanus
Lineage: Eukaryota; Metazoa; Tardigrada; Eutardigrada; Parachela; Macrobiotidae
Product: transforming growth factor beta-1-induced transcript 1 protein-like
Exons: 3
Coding region: 1-744 (247 amino acids)
Biological process (GO): transforming growth factor beta receptor signaling pathway; integrin-mediated signaling pathway
Source: RefSeq, a predicted model, not a curated record
AUGCCAUCAGCACGACACGAAACUACGACAUCCGCACGGGACGAUGGGCGCGACAAGCUGGAACACACAGAAACGAUGGUACGCGACGAUCGCGGAAAUCCAAGUCUAACGGAAGUGCGUGAUUACCGGGAGGGCACCAGAACCAUCCACCAUAAUGCCACGAAUGGAAUGACCGGCUUUGCAGCUUGUCAAGGCGAGCGGAACGACAUCGGUCAUCCGACCUACCGGAAGAACAAUUUUCGAACCGGUGUCCAAGGCGACGACUGUUCGGUCUGUGUCGAACCACUCACGGACGAAGAACGCGUGCAAGCUGUGGGGCGGCAUUUUCAUCGGAAUUGCUUCGACACGGCCCAUUCCGGUCAGUGUCACGGAUGCGGAGAGAACAUCCGUAUAACCCAGCCAUCGUUAACGGUAUCCGCCCUCAGUCGGGAUUGGCACACCGGCUGCUUGACCUGCGGUCAAUGUCCAGAUAAAAUAACGGGAGAAUUUCAGUGGUCGGGUGAUGCGCCGCUGUGUGACAACUGCUACCGCGGUAUUGCUCCCGGCUGCGCUGGAUGCAAUCAAGCGAUUUUUGGGGAUAAAUUGAAAGCGAUGAAUAUGUUCUUCCAUCCGGAUUGCUUCGACUGUCAGGUGUGUCACGAACCGUUGUAUAAGGGCGGUAAAGAUUACUUCAAUGUGGAAGGGAAACCUUACUGUACCCGAGAUGUUCAUUAUGUGACCACUGCAGUGUACGCCCCAGCGUAA